AUGUGGCUAAACUUCCAUUUAGCCAGUUGUUCACCAUCCAUGGGUUUGUCACGAAGAAUGGAAAGUCAAAACAGAUUCCAUUGCUCUAUGUGUUGAUGUCCGGUCGCGAGCUAAGCGAUUAUGUCGCGGUCCUUGAAAAAUUAAAAUCCCUUUUUGAUCCCGAGUACGAACCUUGCUUAGAAGAAGUGGUCUUGGAUUUCGAAACAGCGACCAAAAGAGCAUUUGAAGAUGUUUUCCCUGAUACGAAGAUUUUUGGUUGCAAUUUUCAUUGGACGCAAAGUGUGUAUCGUAAUUUUAAAAGACUUGGAUUUUCAGUAGCUUACAGGACAGAUUCAAAAAUCAAAGAGUUAGUGCGGGAAACAUUAGCUUUGCCAUUCGUUCCAUAUCAAGAAAUUCAAGGUUGUUUAAAAAAACUGAAGGAUCGAUCAGUCCAAUUAGUUGAUGAUUUGAUUGCAUUAAACGAAGAAAGAACCGACGAUAAUCUUCCACCAUUACCUAUUACAGAUCUGAGAACGUUCUUUGACUAUGUCGAGAAACAGUGGAUUACGAGUCGUGUUUGGUCUCCAGAUACUUGGAGCGUCUUUUUUCAAGAAAUGCGGACGAAUAAUGAUGCCGAAGGGUGGCAUUACCGGAUAAACAUGCAUGCUCCUAAGAAGGGCGAUUUGAACCUAUAUCAUCUCAUUGAACUUCUCUAUAAAGAAACUCAGAUGAAUUUGAUUAAUAAAAAGAUUGUUGUUACAGGGUCAAGACGUCAGGAGUCAGAACAAAGUGUAUAUGAGGACCAACGAGAGGAUUAA
Messenger RNA from Daphnia magna, 797 nucleotides. RefSeq lists its product as uncharacterized. The transcript has a single exon. Lineage: Eukaryota; Metazoa; Arthropoda; Branchiopoda; Diplostraca; Daphniidae. The coding region runs from base 96 to 797 and encodes 233 amino acids. The record is from RefSeq and is a predicted model, not a curated record.